This is a messenger RNA of Colletotrichum graminicola M1.001, 339 nucleotides long. RefSeq lists its product as uncharacterized. Lineage: Eukaryota; Fungi; Ascomycota; Sordariomycetes; Glomerellales; Glomerellaceae. The record is from RefSeq and is a predicted model, not a curated record. The coding region runs from base 1 to 339 and encodes 112 amino acids. The transcript has a single exon.
AUGAAAACCUUGCAUCUCACACUCCCAGGCCUCCAGAUUGCCGCGGCUGCCUUCUUUGCCGCCACUGCCAAGGCAAUGCCCCUAUCUACCGACGACGCCGGCGUCGUCGGUGCUAUCGAAAAGCGCGAUGUCACUCAACUUUCCGGCAAGUCCCUCCUUGCUGAGGAACCAAGCAACGAUACGGAGCAGAGCGACAAAAUACCUACGGUCGAGGUCGAGUCUUCUGAUCUUGUCGUUCGCCAGGCUAUAGGGAAUUCGCCUUCCGGCCUUAUUAGUGGUGGUUUUGGUGGUCCUGUCCAUGCGCGAUGUGACUCAGACGAUGAUAGUUGCGGCGGCUGA